AUUGAAUUAAUUUGAACAGUAACACCAGCUAUAACUUUAUUUUUUAUUGCAACACCAUCAUUACGAUUACUAUAUCUAAUAGAUGAAAUUAAUAAUCCAAUAAUAACAACAAAAGCAGUAGGGCACCAAUGAUAUUGAACAUACGAAUAUUCAGAUUUUAUCGAUAGAGAAUUUGAUUCAUACAUAACAAAUACAGAAAGUAAUAACAACUUACGAUUAUUAGAUGUAGAUAAUCGAAUAGUACUUCCUUCAAAUACAUUUAUCCGAAUAAUUGUAACAUCUACAGAUGUUAUUCAUUCUUGAACCCUUCCUUCAUCAGGGGUAAAAAUUGAUGGAACUCCUGGGCGUUUAAAUCAAGCAAGAAUAAUAUUAAAUCGAAAUGGUUUAUUAUUUGGUCAAUGUUCAGAAAUCUGUGGUACAAAUCACAGAUUUAUACCAAUUGUUGUUGAAAGCGUCCCUAUUAAUAUAUUUAUUAAAUGA
Messenger RNA from Protobothrops mucrosquamatus (brown spotted pit viper), 480 nucleotides. RefSeq names its product cytochrome c oxidase subunit 2-like. Gene Ontology annotation, cellular component: membrane. Gene Ontology annotation, molecular function: cytochrome-c oxidase activity; copper ion binding. The transcript has a single exon. The annotation marks the transcript as partial. Gene Ontology annotation, biological process: ATP synthesis coupled electron transport. Lineage: Eukaryota; Metazoa; Chordata; Lepidosauria; Squamata; Viperidae. The record is from RefSeq and is a predicted model, not a curated record.